AUGCCGGGUAUACUACCGAUGAAAAUGAUUCGAGUGGGAAGUAGUGCGCAGAGUAGGAUUGCGCAAGCUUGCGAUAGGUGUCGUAGCAAGAAGAUCAGGUGUGACGGCAUACGACCUUGCUGCACCCAGUGCGCCAACGUCGGCUUCGAGUGCAAGACUAGCGACAAAUUGAGUCGCAGAGCAUUCCCAAGGGGUUACACAGAGUCUCUCGAAGACCGCGUUCGAGGCCUCGAGGCUGAAGUCCGAGAGCUGAAGGACCUAUUGGAUGAGAAAGACGAGAAGAUCGACAUGCUCUCACGCAUUCACAGCUUCUCUCCUCCCUCUCGGAAAUGUUCAGCAUCCCUGUCGCCUGCACACGCAGCCCAGGUCAAGGCGGAAGUGGAAUCAGCCAGAGAAGAAAUACUACAUGUUGAGAUACCCGCUCCAGUACAGCCGAAAGCCACGUCGACUGGUUCCUCGACCGUGUCCUCUUUUAUUGAAGCCUUUGAUCAGAAGGUCCAAGAAACAGGCAGGCAAGCCGCCGGCGUCUCCUCAUCCAACCUGCAGAAAGCUAUUCAACCAAUUCGUCAGACCAUGGUUCCGGGCCCUAAGGUGCCACCCAGGAUUUUGUCCGACCAGUACAUCAACCUCUUCUUCCAAGAAUGGCAGCCUCUGCUACCAGUUCUCCAUCGCCCGACGUUCCUUCGAGUUUAUGAACAGUAUUUGGCCAACCCUGAAAAUGGCAACUGGCAGAGCAACAAGCAGGCUUUGGCCCAAUUGUUCCUAAUCUUCGAGAUUGCCGCCCUCUCCAGCUUGACCACUCCGAAGAAGAGCACACCUUCCUUCGAGUCUCAAUGGCGCAAAGCUCUAUACUCCACGUCAUCGAGUGCAUCCCUGUCUACGCUCCAGUGUCAUGUGCUUGCGCAAAUUUGCUAUCUAUUGCGGGCUGACUACACUCAUCUCACACGUCACCGCGGAAUUGCUGUGACCAUGUGUCACGAGCUGGGACUUCAUCAAGGCCACAAGUACCAUAGCCUGUCCCCACUUGAAGCCGAAACCAGGAAGAAGGUCUUCUGGUGCCAAUACGUCCUCGAUAAAUUUAUCUCGGCUACCACGGGAAACCCGCCCCUCUUCCGAGAUGAUGAUAUUACAACGGAGUUCCCUGCCGAUGUCGACGAUGAAAACCUCAGCACUCAAGGCUUCUCGCCUACUCUCCCUGGCGAACUGACCAAGAUCUCCAGUGCUCUUGCAUUGUUCCGCGUAUCUAAAAUCUUGUCCAAAGCUUUGGAUAACCUGUACCCUGCCAAAGCGAGCUAUCAACUGUCCUUGACAAAACUCUAUGCGCUCUCCGAUGAGCUCGAUCAAUGGUCAGAAGAACUUCCCGACCAUCUCCGUCUUCGCUUCUGCAACGAUAAACCAGCUACACACUUGAUCAGCUGCAGGUCUCCAUUACUGUCUCUAGCAUAUUUUUAUACCAGGAGCUUGAUCCACCGACCACUACUUUGCCAUGGCUCUGGCAGUGCUGCAUCCGCAGCUGGCAUUGUUCUUGCAACUGCAGGCAAGCAUGUGCUACAGAUUCUUGAUCUUCUCUUGGAGCGUUGCAUGAACUACGCCUUCCCCUUGAACAAGACCCAUCUUCUAUUAAGCUCUGGAUUUUCAAUCCUCUGGCAGUCCCUUGACUUGGAAGACGACAGCAAGCUCGUGAAGGAUAAUCAGAAAUCAUUAACUCUUCUGGCCAACAUGCUACAAAACGACAACUCAAUCGCCGCACUAGAAUUUCAAAAGAUAGCGACUUGCUUUAUCGCGCUAGAAGGACGGAUUGCGUCUACCCCAAAGAGUGUCGACACUGGCAAUUCACCGCAGGGAUCAGGUUCGGCAAUGCCUGCCCCUUCAGAGGUAAAAUCCAAAUCUGCCAGGAAACAAUUGCAAGCAAUUGCCUCGAGAUGGUCAUCAUUCAGCAACAAAGGAAAACCCGAGAACACAACCCGACGUGCAACGGUGUCUCAAACUGGAAACGCAUCGUUCAGCCCUGCACACCGGGCAGCGAGCACGGUCAGCCUCACAUCAACUCGAUCUGCGCCAGUCAAGGCAGUGAAGUCUUCUUCGCUCAACCGAGUGAAUACCGCGAGAACCAUUGAUAAUCCGGCCAUUAACUUGGACUAUCUACCCCUUGAUGGCGACUCACAGACGAGAACCUCGUCGAGCACGAUGUUACCUCCAAAGAAGCAACAAACGCCCACACUGACGGAGCCCAGCUGGGAACGUCUUCUCAACAAUUUCGACAGCAACAAUCCAGGAAUCUAUCAGGAUAUGACUGCCAAUGGGCACACCCUGUAUCAAGCUCCCAGCAAGGAAUGGACCCCUGAGGUGUGGCACCUAUCUGCCAUAGAUCUCGCUGUGAAAGCACCUGUGCCGCAAAGCUUGUUGAGUUUCUCCGAAGAAUCACUCACCAGUGGAGACGACUUUCUGUUUAGCGCUGCAGGAAGCAACAAUGGUUCAACGGCCACGGGCGACAACCUGGACCUUGCAGAGACCUACCGAGGCAUUACGAUCCCAGUUGACGAUGAAUUCGAAUUUCAUGAGGUAGAGGCAUGA
This is a messenger RNA of Rhinocladiella mackenziei CBS 650.93, 2574 nucleotides long. RefSeq lists its product as uncharacterized. The coding region runs from base 1 to 2574 and encodes 857 amino acids. NCBI's taxonomy places the organism in Eukaryota, Fungi, Ascomycota, Eurotiomycetes, Chaetothyriales, Herpotrichiellaceae. The record is from RefSeq and is a predicted model, not a curated record. The transcript is spliced from 4 exons. Gene Ontology annotation, molecular function: DNA-binding transcription factor activity, RNA polymerase II-specific; zinc ion binding; DNA binding. Gene Ontology annotation, biological process: DNA-templated transcription; regulation of DNA-templated transcription.